UGGCGUGCUUGGGUUACCUGUGCGAGUUGUGCUGUGCAGUGAGUGGUUCUGUUGGCCUUUAAAUUCCCAUUUGGAUACCCGUUUCGUUAGGUGAGCUAGCUUGUGGCGAGCAGACUGAAGUUUUGAUUGGAUCAGUGGUCAGGUCGCUGAAUAUGAAACUUCGAAAGUAACUCUUUAUCAACUUACCUGAGCCAUACUUUAAGAUGUCUCCCUACCUGAGUCUAGCGAUAUACGUGUGGCUGUGCAGCGCGGUAGCCGCCCAAUCCAACUAUGCCGAUCAGGCCAACAACAUCGAAUACCAGGGGGAAGGCCUGCCCGAGCAGACCAUCCUCGACGGGAAGGUCACCAAGCUGGACGACCUCAGUCCCGUCAUAUUCCUGAACCGCACCAAGGCCGCUUUAAAUUGUGCCUCAGGAUCAAUGCUGAUGGAGAUGAAGUUCAACGAGAAAUUCUACGGGAUCGCUUAUGCUGAUUUCGACAGGAACUCCGCCUGCAGGAUACGAGGAGACGGAGCACUUAGUUACAAGCUCGACCUACCUCUGAAAGGGUGCGGAACCAAGCAAGGCCCUCAACGUGUUUUUACAAAUAACGUCGUAGUGAGGUUCCAUCCAACUCUGGAAAUGGAUGGCGAUGAAAUUAUCACCAUCGUAUGUCGGUACCCUCCACCGGUAGCACCCCUACCGGCCGCUAUAGCAAACCCUAUAUUACCUCCGACAGCUGCAGUGGCCCCACCGCUUAGAGGAUUCCAGAUAUUGUUGAUAAUAUGCGGCAUCCUCUUCCUGUCGCUUCUUCUAUUAGGUCUAGGAUGCUCUUACUACUGCCUGAGAAGACGCACUGUACCUGUAAUACGACAUCAUCCAUUUUCGUCACUUGGAAGUGGAUCAGAAAUCACUGCCCUUACUCCAAGCUCACUUGGUCUUUCGAUGAUCGAUAGCGUUAAGAUACCCCGUGCUACGGUUCCCCCAGGAAGCAGCUCGGGAAGCGAGGAACACAUCGUCAGCGAUACAAUUCCUUCAGAUUACCCAUCAGAAUCUCAUUCCGAAAUCGAAGACACCAGAUCUCUCCCUGUUUCUUCCGCAGGAAGCUACGAGAACAAAGGUUAUCUUCAAGACAACAGUAGCUUCUACAGUGAAGGUUACGGGCAUACUCAGGAACAACACAUUCACAAUGCGGUCGCUACUCCAGCUACGGUACCCAGACUGCCUCUGGCAGUCAAAGAUCAACCUAAAUUCGACGUACAGGUGCGCGUUAAGACAGCACCUGCGUCUCCUCCAAGCAUCUCAAUGUCAGACACUGAGAGUACAAGGACUGAUAGGAAUCUUUCGACCAUUCUUGAGCAACGAGAAGAGAGUAUCAGGUCUCUCGAAUCACCCCUUCCAGUCGAAAGAACGCAAUUCACCUACAUUCCUGAGCUUCACCCACCACCCAAACAUAUUCAACCAGCUCCUACAUACAAGAGAAUACUCACCAGACAACUGGAAAUGCAAGAAGAACCGAUGAGAAUUACUCCAGCUAGAUCCAUCGCUUCUCUUAAUACUGAGAUGACUGAUACUCACUCCAUGACGGAGAUUGUUGACGACUCGCAUCACAAGUUUGUUGCCCCAACUCCUCCUCCACCUCCACCAAUAAUUCCUAGACAACAAUACAUUUCUGAAAUGGAAGAACCUGUCUCUCUUGAACCACCAAUAGCUGUGGUACACAAACCGGAAAUAACUUCUCAUGUAGUUGAUGACGUAUUCCUACGCACAAUAACAGAGAAAAAGACUAUAGAAGACAUUGAAAGACAUAAACGAUUGAUCACCGAAUACCACACCCGUCCUAAACUAGUAGAGGCCCAGAAAUGGGAUGUUACUAUUAAAAAUUACCCUGCUGAGAUCCCUGAACCACCCGACUGGGAAAACUUCUCUGAUAUUUCAUCCGCUUCUGGUCUCACUUUGACACCAAAACUGGAAAGAGCGAACAUGAGCUUGCCACCCCAGAGUACUAUUGUUGACGAUAAACUGCCAUUAAACGCACCGGAAAUAGUAGCUAAGAUGGGACAACAGCCACCUAGAUACACUGCCUCUAUAAACGUUCCACCUAGAGAUGACAAUUUCUUGUCUACAUUCAAUAUACCUUUAGAAAACCCUCAAGUGCCAAACUGGAACGUGCUGAUAAGAGUUCUACAGCCCGAAAUGGAAGAAGGACCCGUAAUCGAAAGCGCUGAAACUUUCAAUUCUCAACUUACGAUGUCUGAUAAGAUGAAGUGGCGUCAGAUCAUCACCACUGAGUCUACAUUAAGAACACUCCUCACUGAAUGUGUAGUUCGCGAAGACUACGAAAGGGUUCGUCAGGACACUAGAUACGAAAAAUUGUUCGAGCCUCCUAAAUGGGACAUCAUAAUAAGGAUACUGACACCUCUGGACAAACAGCCGAAGAGCAGAUUCAGGAAGAAGAAUGACUGGGACACUAGAAGCCGUCGUAGCAGUUUGCCAACACUGUACGAAUACGAUUCCGAUGGAGGCAGUUCUGUAAGAACCCUCACCCACGAACCAAUAGUUCAGCCGCUAAUUCCUAGAAGAAGCUCUAGGUCUAGCUACAGAAGCGAGGCCGAUCUAAGGUCUAUGUCCGAGAUGACCGUCGAUUUUGGUCGCCACGAAAACGAUAGAUACUCCGAGGCAUCUAGUUACUAUCCAGAAAGGAGGUACUACGAUGAUUCCGAGCCAGGCCAUCCAUCGCUUGCUAGAUCUCUGAGUCAGCCCAGUUUAGCGAGAUCGGCCAGCGAAUUUACUGAAAGAUGGAUAGCUCCAUCGAGGUACGAUACCGCUAGCGAGUUCACUUCUCCCGAAGCAACUCCAAAGUCGCAGCGAAGCACUAGGAUCCAACCCCUUCAUCUUCCUAGGGGUGCUGCAGAGCGCAGUUCUAUGUGGCAAGCUUCUCAAGCCAGUAGAACCAUGCAAGGACCUGGCACCACGACGCAAGUGGUGUCUCAGGAGUUCAGAAGCGAGGCAACCGCUAGCUACGUGGGAGCUUCGCCACGUAAGAACUGGUUCGGAGAUAACGAUAGUGAAGUUAGUUAUAAGUAAACCGACAUUCCUAUUAAUGUGCUAAUACAAUUUUUAACCGGUAACAAAUCUGCCCUCAUUUUAUAAUAUAUAUUAUGUAAAAACAAAUAUUUUUAGCAGUUUUUUUAUUUCAUAGAAUUUGUAACGUAUUGUACUUAAUUUUUAGUAACUAGAAUGCUGUGAUAACGAAUGUAAGGAUAGACAGAUUCGAUAUCUUUUUUUAUCUGAUUUAAAGGGCUCCACCCGGCUUUCCACUUUUCCACGAAUUAAACGUGGGGAACUGUAGAGUUGGGUAAGAUUUAUUUUUUAUCCUAACCUCCGGUAUUUCCUUUGUUCUCUCAUGAUUUUCACCUAGUAACCGGUUUCAAAACUUACAGUAUUACUACUUCAGGGGAACAACGGGGCCUGCCAAUUUUAACUGCUCAAUCUUGCUCUAUGGGUGACGGGAAAACAGGCUUCUUUUUGCAUUCUACUAAACUCCCCCUUACAAGUAACGAGUGUUUCUAUGGAAUAUUUUACAGAGAAAUAUUUUCUUAAGGUGCUACUUUAUUUUAUAUUAUAUAUAUUCAUUGUAUGUAACUUUUUAUAUUUUUAAAUUUA
Molecule: messenger RNA, 3644 nt
Organism: Anoplophora glabripennis (Asian longhorned beetle)
Lineage: Eukaryota; Metazoa; Arthropoda; Insecta; Coleoptera; Cerambycidae
Gene: pot
Exons: 7
Coding region: 204-3065 (953 amino acids)
Source: RefSeq, a predicted model, not a curated record